This is a messenger RNA of Cladocopium goreaui, 483 nucleotides long. The record is from the annotation of a GenBank genome assembly. NCBI's taxonomy places the organism in Eukaryota, Dinophyceae, Suessiales, Symbiodiniaceae.
AUGCUACGCUAUGCCUCAAAGACGACGGGAGGAUUUGACUUCAUUGACGCGCAGAUCCCCAUCGAAUAUGCCCGAAGUUUGAAGACCGAGGAGGAGAUUGUGGCCAUUCGCUAUGGCAUCAAAGUCGUCGAAGAGGGAGUGCAUCGUCUACGCGAUGCCUUGUCGCAGCCAGAGGCCAAUGUGACUGAAAAUGAGGUUUGGAGUAUCUUGCAUUCAACGGUCAUUGCUUGUGACGGAGAAUACGUGGAGACGCGGCUCAUGAAUUCCGGACCUAAAACAAACCCAUGGAUGCAGGAGAGUGGCGCCCGUCGCAUCAACGUGGGGGAGACCGUUCAGUUGGAUACGGAUGUGGUAGGACCGUUUGGUUACUACGUGGAUUUUUCUCGAACCUUCACCGCAGGGUAUGGCCUGCCAGGAUUUCAAGCCACGGAGAAGCAGAAAAAACACUACAAAUUGGCGCUGGAGCGGCGGUUGAGUUGUUAA